AUGCCGAAAGAGUUAGUAAACGUUUAUCAUUGUGAUGUAUGUAAAAAGUCUUUUUCUCAAAAAGGAAACUUAACGACUCACAAACGCAUUCACACAGGAGAGAAACCAUUUUGCUGUGAUGUUUGCAUCUGUGGUAAAUCUUUCUCUCGUACGUAUAGCUUAAAUAUUCACAAAUAUAUCCAUACAGGUGACAAGCAAUACCACUGUGAUAUCUGUGGUAAAUCAUUCUACGGAAAUCAACAUUUAAUUAGCCACAAACGUGUUCAUACAGGAGAGAAACCGUUCCAUUGUGAUGUCUGUAAUAAAUCAUUCUCUCGUAAUUAUGAGUUGACUACUCACAAACGGAUUCAUUCUGGGAAGAAGCCAUAUGUGUGUGAUACAUGCGGUAAAUCUUUCACUCGAAAUUAUGAUUUAACAAGCCACAGGAACAUUCAUACAGGGGAGAAGCCAUAUUAUUGUGAUAUCUGUGGUAAAUUAUUCUCUCGAAAUAUUGAGGUAAUUUCUCACAAGCGUAUUCAUACAGGAGAGAAACCGUAUCAAUGUGAUAUCUGUGGAGAAUCAUUCUCUCAGAGAAAUACCUUAACAGGACACAAACGUAUUCAUACGGGAGAGAAACCAUAUCACUGUGACAUCUGUGGUAAAUCAUUCUCCAUUGGAAAGACUUUAACUAGGCACAAACUUAUUCAUACAGGUGAGAAACCAUUUCACUGUCUUACCUGUGGUAAAUUGUUCUCUCGAAAUGAUAACUUAACUACUCACAAAUGCAUUCAUACUGGAGAAAAACCAAUCUGAUAUUUGUGGACCAUCAUUCUUUCAAAGUGGUGAAUUGACUAGACAUAGAUGUGUUCAUACAGAACAGUAACUACUAUAUAUACUUGCAAAUGGAACAUAUUUUUCAACAAAAAUUUUUAUAUAAAUCAGGUGUGUGACCUAUCCAUGCGACAUCACAGGGAUCUGAAGGUGACAGGAGCAUAUCAAUAGUCCAGGUAUAUGCCCUGGGCUUUUUAGUUUCCAAGU
Molecule: messenger RNA, 1017 nt
Organism: Octopus sinensis (East Asian common octopus)
Lineage: Eukaryota; Metazoa; Mollusca; Cephalopoda; Octopoda; Octopodidae
Product: zinc finger protein 98-like
Exons: 3
Coding region: 1-792 (263 amino acids)
Source: RefSeq, a predicted model, not a curated record